Molecule: messenger RNA, 1185 nt
Organism: Neoarius graeffei (lesser salmon catfish)
Lineage: Eukaryota; Metazoa; Chordata; Actinopteri; Siluriformes; Ariidae
Product: tubby-related protein 1-like
Exons: 10
Coding region: 109-1185 (358 amino acids)
Biological process (GO): protein localization to cilium
Cellular component (GO): cilium
Molecular function (GO): actin filament binding
Source: RefSeq, a predicted model, not a curated record
UCAGAUGGCAAAGAAAAAGACAAAGACAAGAAAUUUAAACCUAAAGAGGAAAAAGAAGACAAAGACAAUAAGGGAAAGUCUAAGACCAAAAAGAAAGAGACAGCAUCUAUGUUCCAGAUAAAUGGAGACAAAUCUACCACUAAGGGUAAAAAGAAAGCUGCCAAAUCAGACAGUGAAGAGGUGAGUGAGCCAGAAAGCAAAACCAGCAAGAGCAAGAAAAAGAGCAGUUUGAACCCAGGCUCCAUGUUCCAGGCUGGUGGAGAAAAAGAUAAAGACAAGGGCAAAAAAUCUAAAAAGUCCAAAAGUCUGGCAAAAGCUGAAGAGAGCAAUGACUCAGAAUCUGAGGUGACACAAAAGAAGAAAAAGGGAAAAGGCAAAAAGGGGAAAAAGGAGGAACGAACACCUUCACCAGUCAUUGAGUUUGAUGACCUGGAUGAGUUUGUGCUUCAGCCAGCAGAGCAGGGCAUCACAGUGAAAUGUAAAGUGACCCGGGACAAAAGAGGAAUGGACCGGGGCCUUUAUCCCACUUACUACCUUCAUCUAGAUAAUGAAAAAAAGGUCUUUUUGCUGGCGGGGCGAAAACGCAAAAAGAGCACAACCUCCAAUUACUUGAUCUCAGUUGACCCUACUGACCUCUCUAGAGGCGGUGAAAACUACAUAGGGAAAGUAAGGUCCAAUCUGAUGGGCACUAAAUUCACAGUAUUUGAUAAUGCACUUCAUCCUGACCGAGCACUUCCUGACAUGUCAAAUGCAAGGCAGGAACUGGCAGCCAUUAUUUAUGAGACCAAUGUGCUGGGAAUGAAGGGUCCAAGGCGGAUGACUGUCAUUAUCCCUGGCAUGGACAAGAAUGGAGAACGAGUACCCAUACGGCCACGCAGUGAAAAUGAUGGCCUUCUGAUUCGACACCAGAAUAGGAACAUGGAGAAUUUGAUAGAACUUCGCAACAAGACACCCGUGUGGAAUGAGGAGACGUCGUCUCAUGUGCUCAAUUUUAAUGGCAGAGUUACACAAGCCUCUGUUAAAAACUUCCAGAUUGUUCACAACAAAGACCAGGACUACAUAGUGAUGCAGUUUGGGAGAGUUGCAGAUGAUGCCUUCACCCUGGACUAUAACUAUCCUCUGUGUGCAGUGCAGGCCUUUGCUAUUGCCCUGUCUAGCUUUGAUGGCAAAAUUGCCUGUGAGUGA